AUGAUGGAGAAGGAAAUAUUUUGUGGAGAAAUCAAGGAAAACCCAGUGGAAAGUCUUAAAUGCUUGCUGAAUGAACUGUGCAUACCUUUACUGAGGGCCCAAAAAGACUGGGGUUCCUGCAGCCAGAAGAGUGUCACUCAUUUUCUAUCAAGUCUGGAGAAAUAUGUUGCAGCCAUUGAAGAAGCUGCUGUUAUAAACAACUCAGAAAAGCAACAUUUAACAAUUUUGAAGAGACCACAGAACAUUAUCAGUGCAGACCUUCUACAGCAGAGAUCUAUGACCCUGGAUUCAAAGAUUGUCAGUGAAAAUGAAGCCCUACUUUCUGAAUGGAUUAAAACCAUUGAACAGGUUUUGGUGGAAACUGUGGAUGAAAGGUUUCUAGACAUCAGCACUACUCCCCUGACUGAACUUCAGCACUGGCACCAGAGACAGAAGAUGUUGGGAUUCAUAACAGAGCAACUAAGAGGAAAAGAAUGCAAAUCUGUUAUUGGAGUCAUCAUAUCUGCCAAAUCAAGAUUACUAAAGAGGUGGAAAGCCGUGGAUAUUGGCAUUACAGAAGCAACCAAUGCUACAAAGGACCGUGUUAAGUACCUGGAGGCACUUCAUCGUCAUCUGGAAGCUUUGUCUAGUGACACUGACCCAGUAAACCUGGUGAACAGCACAAUCCCUACCUUCUUCAGUGGCAUCCAGCAGAUUGAAAACAUGACAAAGUUCUUCUCAAAAAAUGGCUAUUUGGGACUCUUACUUACUAAGGUAUCAAAUCAGUUAACACAGAACUGUAAGUUAUUCCUGAAAGAAAGUCUUACAGCUGGAGGGUCAGAAGACAGACUCUGGAACGUAAUAAGAAAUCAUAUGGCAUCAAAUAAAGCAGAAUCUGCUUCGACUGGGGGUGGAGAAGAGAAAAACAAAGAUAAAGCAGCUAUUUUAAAAAGCAACAGCUCUUUCUAUGAAAGAAUACAAGCUUGCAUUGCAGUACGCAACUGUUUUCAGGAGGAAUUACAUCGAUUACGUGACUGGCUGUUUGGAGCACAUGGGCUUCAUCGAUACUCAUCUCUCAGCUCUGUUUCUACUGCGCCUGGGAGAUUAUCUUCUUUGCAGACUACCAAGACUAAUAAAACAAGUCUGAAGAUGCCACCAUCACUAACAUCCAGCACAGACCAGCAGCAAGAGUACCAGAACAGUGGUGUGGCUAUUACGGACGAUGAUAUAAUUAUGUACCACUUAGAAGCUCUGAGCACCAAGCUUAAACAAACUCUGGAUAUUAUGGAAAAGCUACAAGAGUAUAAAAUAUUAUCCAGCAUGACAGAAGGUCUGCGAAAGCCUGUCCAGGAAGACCUAAUUGAAGAUGAUAACAGUGAAUCUGGAAGCAUCUGUGGAACCACUAAUGAGGAAAUUAAGGGAACAGAUUUUCAGACUGAAGCUAUACCUCACCAGCAUCAAAUGCUAAGGCAAACUGCAAGUUCUCCUGGGAAGUUGCACACUCUUGUUGAGGAGGAUGAGGCUCAGAUGAAUAUUGAUGACUCCUCCAUGCUAACAGUUCCUUCUGUGAGACAUGGAGAUUCUCCUUACACAGCACCAUCUGACUUGAAAAUUGAUGAACCCUCAGCAGAUGAAGAAGACACAGAAAUGAUGCUUUCAAAUGAGGAGAAACAUAUGUUAGCUAACCUUUAUAACAGAGAAGAUAUGGAUGAUGACGACUGCACAUUGUCCUCAGUUUUGAUGGAAAAGCUGGAGCAAAUGAUUGAACUGCUGGCUCAGUAUAUAGAUGCUGACAUAUUGCUAGACACAGAGAGAAGGGAUCAUAACCCUUUUGAAGAGGGGUAUUCAGAAUUCUUAGUAUUGAACCAGCAAACUGAAAAGUACAUCUCUGUGUACAUACAAGCUUUGUUCCUUAGACGAAUAACGUGCAAAGAUGCUUUGUCUAUUCUUCAACGGUUUUCUUCUGUGAAACAUAGGCAAGGGAUACAGCACAUCAUAAAUGAGUGUUAUGUAGAAGUUUUUGACUGGUUCUAUGAUGAACUAAAGGAGGUUCAGCAAUUAUAUGAAACCUUUAAGCCUGCAGACUUCUUUGUAGUGGUACAGCGGUUAGUCUAUGCAGAUACCUCGAUAGACAGCAUCUCAGAUGCCUGGGUGACUGUUCAGACCUCAUCUUAUGCCAGCUUUGGGCUUAUGGUCUUCAAUAAGCUCUUUGAGCUGCAGGCAGAAGAGCCAGUCUUAUCAAGGAAUAUGCCACCAGCAGUUGGUGCAAUUACCUGGUCACGAAAGCUGAUGUCAAGGAUUGAAAAUACAAUGAAAGCUUUCAAAAAUGUGAGAAUUGUAGCAUCAUGCCUCACAUAUUCACAUACAGUAAAGCUGUACAAUCGAUUAGCUUCUGCCUUGCUGUCAUACGAAGAUCUGUGGUAUUUGAAGUGGAAGUCUCAGGUAGACAGAGGCCUGAGUGGACUUAAUUUUACAUUACUUGUCCGAGACCCAGCUACACAACAGCUGAGGGUCAACACUGAUAUGCGAAUAAUCCACCUGAUUGAAGAGACAAAAUGGAUGUUGAGACUUGGAAUCAGUGUUCCAGAAGCUGCUCUUCAAGCACAUCAGCAGGCAGAUAAAUUCAAGAUGUACAAAAGCAAUUUGCAAGACGUGGUUGAAGAGUAUGAAAGGAUUCAGAGGAAGAUUCCAAAAAACCUUGCUGUUUUGUUUGCCUCCCACUUGGAAAGAGUAAAGCACCAAUUCCAACCAGGGUUAUCCACUUUAUCCUGGAGCAGUGUUAACAUAGAAGGCCUUCUUCAUCAAACUAGUACUACUGUUAAAAGGUUGCAAUGUAUUGUUGAUAAGGUUACAGAAAUUAAAGAGCAAGUGAUUGAGAGCACACUUAAGGAGAUCUCCUGUUUUGACUUAGUUCCGGUGGAGAAGAUCACAGAUGUCCCCAAGAAUCCUGUGGAGUUUGUGCAAUUCAUGGAGCUUAUUCUGGUGGAAAGGAAGGCUAAGUUAGAAGCAAUGGCAUCUACCAUUAGAAAUGCAUUUGAGGAUAUCUUAAAAUCACUGAAGUCUUUCCAGGAAUCCACAAAGGAAAAUAACAGGCCAUCUGCUUGUUCGAGGUCUACAGCUUCUAAUUCCAGGAUGAAAAGAACAACAUGUAAACCACAGACAGUGUCCUUAUCCUCAGAUAACUCCAUUGUGGAUUACCCCGAAGAAAUCACCAGUCAAGUCCUGGAAUCACUCAGUGAGCAGUUGUAUCAGGCUGUGUUCACCUGUAUAUUGCAUUCAUUAGUCAUCCUAGCACAGCUUAUAGGCUGUGACAUGGAAUCUUUUACAACUGAACUUCUAGGAUCCGGUCAAAAAUCAGACGGAUUCAACCAUCAGGAAAAGAAGCCACUUCUCGAUACAUCUAAUCUUCUUCUGGGACCUAAAAUUCAGGAACAGAGACUGAGGUUUAAGCUGUCUCUCAUAUUUAAAAUACCGCACAUCCUUAUAAAUCCCCCUAUGGAUGUUGCUCAGGAUGCCAUCAAGCAAGUUGUUCUUUCCAUUAUAAACAUCAGUGAUUCUCUGAGCUGGUGGUCUGGAGAGAGGAAGGGGCAAGCUUUUAAAGUGUCUAUAGCUGCACAUAACAAACUGCAACACAUUGUGACAAAGGUUGAGACAACAAUGCGAGAUAUUCACCCAGUGGUAAAGAAGCAUGUUUUCAGCCUAAGUUGUUACGACUUCCUGUGGUCAGAUAACAUGUACAAGCAAAGCGAGGAGUUUUUAAAUGCCAAUCCAGGCCUUGCCAUCAUUCACAAGGAAGUGAAACGACUUUUAGAUAUUGAAGAGAAAAUAAAAGGUUAUCCUGAGGUUUUGGAAUUGGGUUGUAUAUGUCUUGAUUACUCUUUGUUGAAGGACACCCUAAAUGGAUUUGCAGGAAGCUGGAAGUCUCAUUAUGCAACAAUAUUACAUCAGCGUGUUAAGGAUGAUCUUCACCGUGUUGUUCAAUACAGAGAGACAGUAUGGCAGCAGCUCACUACACCAGUGGAAAGCCUAGAACAGUUAAACUCCAUCUUAACACUGCUAGAAGAUCUGCAGGACAUGGAAAAUAAAAUAGAUGAAGUGUAUCGGCCUAUAGAAGUCAUGUAUGAACAUCUAAGGUCCUAUAAGCUGCGUAUACCUAGAGAAGAAGUAAAUGAUGUAGCAAACUUGAGGCAUAAAUGGUUGGAGCUAAUGGAUCUUACUAGUGUGGUGAAGGAGACCUUGUUGAAGGAAAAGCAAGAUAUAUUCAAGCAGGAACUUGAUAAGCAAGUUAAAAGUUUUAUUGUAGAGGUGAUCCAGUUUCGCAAUCGUUUUGAUACACAAGGCCCAGCAGCGCCUGGAGUGAAGCCAGAAGAGGCUGUGACUAGGCUGCAUGAUUUCAAUGAGAAAUACCAAAUCUUUGAUGCUAAAAGGAAAACACUGAAUUCAGUACAAAGGCUAUUCAAUAUUGUUCCAAAGACUUUCCGAGAAUUGGACAGGACUGGAAAGGAUCUGCAGCUACUGGGAACACUUUAUAUCUUGUUUCAGAAGUUCAUUGGCUUUGAUCAAAGAUUCAGGAACACUCUAUGGGCAGAAGUAGAUCUAACCAUAAGUAAUCAGGAGAUUGAAGAAUACUGGUCUGAGUGUCAAAUCUGGAAUGAUAAACUGAAGGACUGGGAUGCAUACAUUGAAAUGGCUCAUGAAAUCAAAUUCUAUGAAGACAUAUUUCCACUUCUACAUGAAUUCAAAUCCAAGGAAAUCCGGAACCGUCACUGGCUUCAAGUAAUGUCAGUUACUGGAAGCUCUUUUCCCCUUGAAGCAAAUGUCUUUAAAGUGUCCCAUCUUCUGGAUACCGGACUGUUGAAGUUUAAGGACCAGUUAAUUUCCAUAGCAAAAGCAGCAAAGAAGGAAAUGGAUCUGGAGAUUAAAAUGAGGAAGGUUGAGGAGGAAUGGAGUGAGCAGGUGCUGAGCUUCAAGCCCUACAAAAACAAAGUAGUGUUGGUGAAGGAAGACUCCAUGCUGCUAUUGGAAGAACUGGAGGAUGCUCAAGUACUUCUUGCACAGAUGCUGACUUCAAAGGAAAUUGAUCCACUAAGAGAGGAGGCGACAACUUGGGCAGAGAAGCUGAAAAAUGUUGGUGAGGUGUUAGAGCUGUGGAUAGAAGUACAAGAGCUUUGGCAACACCUAGAAGAAAUAUACAAUAAUCCUACUAUAAUCCAGGAGCUACCUCAGGAUGCAAGAAGAUUUGCUAAAGUCAACAGACGAUGGAGUCUGAUGAUGAUCUCUGCAUACAAAACAAAAAAUGUUUUGCAGUGCUGCUGCACCGGUGAUGUCCCUAAAGAAGUUCUUCUUAGACAUUUCUACCAGGAGCUAGAGAUCUGUUUCUCCUCUCUCAAUUCUUACCUUGGCAGGAUGAGACAAGCUUUCUCUCGCUUCUACUUCCUGUCAGAUUUGGCACUAGUGUCUGUGCUCAGCCGCCCUUGUGAUAUUAAAUAUCUUCAGCAUCAUUUGAGGUCAUUGUUUGGUGGCAUUGCCUCUAUAGAGGUGGAGGAAGUUGAGGAAGAAGAAAGUGUGAGCUCUGAGGAAGAGGCAGCUGAGGAGCCAGGUCCCAUUCUUGACUUCCUUAGUGUUCCCAUUGCCUCUAGUUUAGGAGCUUGGCUCAGUAAACUUCACAGUAAUGUGCGUACUUCACUGAACAACAGAAUCUUCAAAGUAAUUGAAGACAUUAAUCAAGGAGUGGCUAUAGAUGAAUGGGCACAGAAGUAUCCUACUCAAGUGGUAGUACUUGGUCUGCUUUACCUGUGGACCAGAGACUUUGAAACAUCUGUCUCUGAGUUUAGACAAGAUCGGAAGGCACAAUCUCGACUCUUUAAAAAAUAUUCCACAUUGGCACUGAAGCUUUCCACUAUCGCUUCAAGAGGGCACUGGAAGAAUAUGGAAGAGCCAGUAUCCCAAGCUCAGAGGCUGAAGCUGGAAAAUAUAAUCAUGAUUUUACAGCAGAGGAAUGGAGUGGCCCUCCAAGGUGAUCAUGGAGUUGGUAAAACCGAAACAGUAAAGGAUGGAUGCUGGAGCUGUUUUGAUGAUUUUCACCUCCUCCCUGAGCAGGCAGUCUCUGUCUUCAUGCACAAUGCCCGGGCCCUUUAUGACUCAUUCAAUGCCAGACUAUCUAAGAUCACUAUACAAGAUGGAUGCAAGGUUGAAGCACACCCCAACUGCGGCCUGUUUCUCACUGUCUCCAAAACAGGAUUCCAGAAUCUACCUAAUGAUGUUCAAGCCAUAUUUAGAGCAGUCUCUUUGGUUGUUCCCAACCACACUGCACUUCUCAAGGCUAAACUUACCAGCCUUGGCUUCAAAGGUUCCAAGAUCAUCGCCACCAGACUACAACUCAUCUCAGACCUGCUCAAAGAACAACUCUCAGAGGAAUAUCACCGACAUAUCAGCUUCCAGUCUAUGGUAGAAGUCAUAUACCGGGCAUGUCAGAGGCGGGAGAUUGAGAAGAUGAUUAAUGGUCGCAUGGAGCUGGAAGGAGGAAGACUCUCCCGCUCUAGCAGUGCUAUGUCUUAUCAGCAGCUCACAGCAUAUGCAUCAAGUCCUGUGCCAAGUUUAAAAACUGGCAACAGCACAGACAGAAAUAAAAAAGUCAUCUCUUCUAACCCUGUUCUGCUUGCUAUGAAGGAAAGUCACGCCUUGGUAGCUGACGCACUACAAGAUGUGCUAGGCCCACGAAUGACAGGCGAUAGUCAUUUAGUGUUCAAGCAAAUCCUAGGAGAUGUUUUUAUGGGAAUGUACGACACAUCUGGUUCUAGACAAAUCCUUCAGAAGGAGUUAGAAAAAGCCAUUCUGAUGAAAGCAGAUGAAAAUAAAUUAUUUUCCCAUUCACCCUGGUUGAACAAAGUGAAACAGCUCUUCAGUUUGUCUCUUGUAAAUUCAGGUGUGAUAGUAGCAGGUCCACCAGCAUCUGGAAAAAGUUCUUGCAUUAGUACCCUUAUACAAGCUCUCAAUCAUAUCCAAGUCUCUAGUGAGAAGCCAUCCCAUAAAAUUGUGAAAAUCAACCCUCUGAGUGUGGAUAACAGAACUCUGAUGUUUGGUGGCCAGAAUGCAUCACACAUGUGGCAGGAUGGAGUUGUCACAUAUGUGUGGAAGAAGGCAAUCCGGAAUCACUGCAAUACAUGGCUAUGGUUUGAUGGACAUCUGACCUGCAGCUGGGCUGACAACUUUAACAGUGUUCUAGGACCAGAAAAGGGAAUUUUGUAUAUAGAGGGAGAUGCUCUUGGUUGGAGACCUCUAUCUAAAAUUUGGCUGGAUGGGAGAAACCAACAAGAAAAUGCAGUUCUGUCAAAAGCCUUCUAUAGGACUUUGGAUCCAGUGUUCAAUCUUAUUCUCUAUGAUACCAAGCCGGUUGUUCCAGUCACAGAAGUUGGCCUUUUCUGUUCAUGCACGAACCUACUGACGGUCAUGUUGAAUGACAAGGCUCAGAGUAUCGGAGGACAGCUGCAUAUUGAGAGGCUUUUUGUCUUCUGUCUUAUUUGGUCAGUUGGCACACUCAUUGAAACUUCAGAAAGGAAGAGGUUCAGUGAGUUGCUAAAGGUCUACACAUCAGUUUUACCAGAUGAUGAGCAAGAGAUUUCUGUCUUUGACUAUUAUCUUGAUGAGUCAGGAGAGUGGGACACAUGGCAGUCACGCUUACCUGACAUCACAUAUGUUGGUAAUACAGACAUCAUGGGAGAAGUGUUUGUUGAAACACAAGACACAAUUAUAGUUCGCACCUUCUUAGAAUAUGCCAGCAUGGGAUCGCAACAUGUCUUGUUAACUGGACCUCAGGGAUGUGGGAAGACAGCGCUAAUGAAUGACUUCAUCUCUACCCGAGAUCGAGCCCGUACAUUGCUCAAAAGAAUGGUGUUUUCAGGAUCUUCAAAGGCGAAAGAACUACAAGAGCUUCUAGAGCAAAAUAUAGUCCAUAGGCAAGGCUUCAUAUAUGGUGCAAGAGAUGGGAAAACAUUGCAUCUGUUCAUUGAUGAUCUUAAUCUCCCUACACCCGAUGAAAAUGAGGUGCAGUCUUGUAAUGAGCUGCUAAGAAUGAUUCUUGACAAUAAAGUUUUGGUGAGAUUGAACAAACCUUUUGAGUGGCAGACGCUGGAGGGACUCCUGGUCCGAGCUGUGAUGGCCGUACCCCAAUAUGCCAACAACACACAAAGAAUGGCAGCUCAGCGGCUACUGCGCCACUUUUCCAUAUUUUAUCUUCGGGAUAUUGAGGGCUCUCAUCUCCAACAAGUGAUCUUCUCUAUACUGGAAGCAAACAUGGGUGACAAGGAUGGCCUCACCUUGCAAGAAGAUCUUCAGCUAUCCCUGGUCAAUGCUUCAUGCCAUCUUCUGGAGUCUGUGAAGAAAGUGUUGGUACCAUCUCCUACACCAGGCAGACAAUACUACCGGUUCUCUUUACGAGAGAUCACCAAAGUAUUUCAGUCUCUUCGAAGACUGUCCAGUGAAGAUCGUGAAGACCGUAGUACUGUUGCAGCAUAUUGGCAGCAUGAAGUUCACCGUGUUAUACGAGACAGGCUGUGUCGACAUGCCGACAUCAACUGGUUUGACUCAGAAAUGACCCAAAAAAUUAAAGAGGUUUUGCUUCAGUCUCUUGCCAAACUAGAUGAUGUGCAAAGUUUCUUGAAGACCACUUUACAACAUUACAAUGAGGAACUUGGGCACCAAAAGCUGCACCUUGAAUUAUCAGAGAAUUCUGUAUUGCAGAUAAUCCGUAUACACAGAGUACUCUCUUCUGAGAAGGGUGGCAAUGCAUUGUUGGUGGGAUGUAUUGGGUCUCACCUAUCAACUUUAGUGAAGCUAGCCCUUUAUGUUGCUGACAUACCUCUACAUGUAGUGGAUACAUCUGGGCACAACAACUUUGUCAGUAGUCUGAAAUCCGCCAUCCAGAUUUCUGCAGUUGAAGGAAAACCAACAGCUAUUCUGUUAACUCAACCCAUGCGGGCCCGGGGGCAGAGGGAGGCCCAGUCAGGAGGCUGGGGCUCAGCAGCUGAGGUUGAGGAGGCCGGGGCCCCAGUAGCGGUGGUGGUGGAGGAGGCCAGGGCCCUGUGGCAGCGGUGA
Nanorana parkeri is the source of this 9072-nucleotide messenger RNA. RefSeq names its product dynein gamma chain, flagellar outer arm-like. Gene Ontology annotation, cellular component: dynein complex. Bases 1 to 9072 code for a protein of 3023 amino acids. The record is from RefSeq and is a predicted model, not a curated record. Lineage: Eukaryota; Metazoa; Chordata; Amphibia; Anura; Dicroglossidae. The transcript has 63 exons. Gene Ontology annotation, biological process: microtubule-based movement. Gene Ontology annotation, molecular function: dynein intermediate chain binding; minus-end-directed microtubule motor activity; dynein light intermediate chain binding.